Molecule: messenger RNA, 2096 nt
Organism: Chironomus riparius
Lineage: Eukaryota; Metazoa; Arthropoda; Insecta; Diptera; Chironomidae
Source: the annotation of a GenBank genome assembly
AAAUAAUACAAUUAUAAAGUAUCAUGUCAUCGAAUGACGUAGCAGUUUGUCAUAUUUAUGAUAAAUUAAGCUCUAAAACUGGAUUUAUUGGAAAGUUUGUGACAAAUGAAGAGAUUUCUCUUCAUGGAUUCCAGCCAGUGUUUUAUUCAACAAAAGAUGCUCCCACUAAAUAUGCCAAUACAGACGAAAUUAAUGUAAUUCAUGUUUCGGAAAACUUUAUUCUGGAUGAUGAGAUUUUGAGAAGUUUGGUUGCUGAAUCCUGUAAUAUAUUUUACAAUCUACAAUCAAUUAAGACCAAAUCAAAUGAUGUAUUCCUACAAACAUCAAGAGUCUAUCGUUCUGCAAUAAGAGCAACUUUAAACAAAUUACAGGAAGCAAUUAUUGAUGAUUGUGGCGAAAAUGACAUUAAAAAGUAUGAAAGCUUCAUUACAAUAUUCUAUUCAAUCGAAUGCUUAUGGCAUUUAUGUGAAUUCCUGUUAAUCGAUCGAUCAACGAUGUCUGUCGUACCAAAUUUACUUGAAUGGACCAAGUUCCAUUUUCCAUCACCAAGCCAGUCUGCUGCAGAAAUGCUCAUUAACAAGGACCGUGAUCUAGAAUUUCGCGAAAGUUAUUGGGAGACUGUCAGAGGACUUAUUUUACAAGGGCAGAUAGAUAUCGUUCGAGCUUUAUUGAGAUUUCAUUCAUCAUCUGAAACAAUGACCUUCCAACUUGCUGAAAAGGAAUUGCAGACAAUGCCAGUAUUUAAUUCACAUGGAGGACUUUCGAUUCAAAAGUUUCGUUCUCAAUGGUCGUUUUGGUCAAGUGCGCUGGAAACAAAAUUAGAUUCGGGUCUUUUUUCAACAGAAAUUGAAUUGGAAAAUAUCAUGAAACUUAUAGUUGGAGAUAAGCAGGCAUGGAUGCAAGUAUGUCAGGAUUCAAAGUGCUGGUAUGAAUAUUUCGCUGGAUUUCUGUUUUUUACUCAACCAGCUGUUCGAUAUUUUGAGUUGGGAACAUUUGCUGAUAGUUGGCUAGGUCGAUGGUCAAGUACGAAAGGAAUGAGAGGAUACACUGAAUUAAAAUCACUAGAUUUAAUGGUUUUAGCAACACUUAAAAACGACAUGGCAGAACUGAUUAGUUCAAUUCAAGAUAUGGGAGAUAACAAAUGGUUUGUGGUACACAUAGUCGAUCUUCUUGUUCAUUGUGAUCAAUUAAGAAUCAGUGACGAAUCAAAUGGACCAUCAGUAGUUGCUUUGCGUGAAUGUCUUAUUUUUGAUUAUGGAACAAUGUUAAUGUCUCAUGGUAAUCUAUGGGAAAUUGGAAUGGAUUACUUAAAAUUUUCGUCGUCUGAAGGACUUGGUGCACGAGAAGUAUUGCUGCAAAGAGUUCCAAUAAAGAAUGACAUUCAGGCAAUGAAGAUUAUAGAAAUAGCCCGAAUUAAUGGAAUCACGUCAGUUGAACAGGAAGUUUGUCGAGUAAUGGUUAAAAGAUCACUUUUCCUUGAGAACUAUGGAAAUGCACUUGAAUGGGCUAUACGCUCACGUGACAAUAUCUAUGUCACGAAAGUUGCUAAUAUUUUUCUCAAUCAUUAUUGCAACACUGGAAAAAUGAUGCACAAAGAUCUUCUAUCAAAUAUUGGAGCAAAGAUGUUUAUUGCUCCAAGGCUUCUGUUUUUAAUUAAAUACUUUGAUUUUCAUCAAUUUUACAGAGCUAGAGCUUUUUCGCAAGCUGCAGAACUGCUUGUAAAUUUACUCGACUCAAAAAUUAUUCCUGAAUUCUUUUGGCCAUCAUUAUUAGCUGAUACAAUUCCCCUACUUGAGCAUAACGAGCCAAUUAUACCAACAAAAGAAACAUACAUCAUAAUGCAUCAUCUAGAAAGUGAUCUAAUUCCGUAUUUAGCGAAGACAAAGAAAGAACGUGAAAAUAAAAAGGAACAAGAAGGUGAAUUGAAUCUUAUGAAUGCUUGUUCCGAUGAUCUUGUUCAACUUUUGAGAUUGGCAUGUGCGCGAAAUCUUUCAAGAGCUAUGAUUAUUGAAAAUACAUUGGUUCGUUAAUAAUCUUAAAGUAUUUCCUUUUCUUUCCUUAAAAUGGUCAAUAAAUGUUUUCUUAUGUCUAAAUCA